Messenger RNA from Priceomyces carsonii, 1155 nucleotides. RefSeq lists its product as uncharacterized. The transcript has a single exon. Bases 1 to 1155 code for a protein of 384 amino acids. Lineage: Eukaryota; Fungi; Ascomycota; Pichiomycetes; Serinales; Debaryomycetaceae. The record is from RefSeq and is a predicted model, not a curated record.
AUGAAACCAACAAUGGGGGAAGAGGAUGACUCAAUAGGUCCUGAUAAUGAUGAGCUAGUUUUCUUCGAGAGAGCUAGAACACGGGCGGCUGAAAAGUCUGAGAAGGCUAUUAGAAGGGAAAUAAAUUUAAUUCUUGAUCAUACAGCUUUUGUUCGAGGAAUUGGAAACAUCAAACGCUGGUUCAGUAAAGAAUAUUUAGCCCAUAACGUCGAUUUUCAGGAAAAUGAAUUAGUACACUUGAACUUAUAUGUUCCAACCUAUACAUUGCACGAGUUUGAACACGUCAAGAAAGGAUUCUUGAUGUCUGCAGUAAAUGCAAGAGAGUCGAUAAGAUUUAUCAACAAAUUCCUUGAGGAGAAGGACACUUAUUCAAAUGAUGCUGACGAAAAGGGGCCAAUAGUUACUGAAAUCCAACUCGAAUCUCCCAACCAAAGGAUACCAAGCUGGAAUGAAUGUUUGAGCUACCAAAUCCAUUCUCCAAAGGUCACAGAAUUUCCUCACAACAAAACUAAUUUCGAACUUCCCUUCUCAUCUGCUAGACCUAGAGAGUGUGACGACAAAACUGACUCAUUAGAGCAUCUAAAUGUUAAGAAUUCAUUUAAUACCGAUGUGACUAACGCUGCACUCAAAAGUGAUGUUUCCAUCGAGGGAAGCAAUGCUGAUGCUGAGAUACCCAGACGGUUAAAGUAUUUGGUAAGAUCAUGCAUAUUUAAAAAGUUUUUUGAAGCAAAAGAUACUGGAAAGAUUUGGCACCUUGUUACAGAAGACGCGAUCACAAGGAUAUGGAUGAGAAGUUUUAAUAUAGGUUGCUUAAAUUUGAACGAAGCAGAUUUGUUAAUCUAUAAGGACUAUGAUGUUAAUCAGUUUAGACGCUACGACCCUAAUGUAUGUGCCUCCUUAAAUGAAGAUGCUAAUCUUAUUUCGAGCGCGAUUCUCCAGCACAAGGUCGAUACAACAAAAUACGCAUACACCACACCAAAAAGUUCAAAGCGAAACACGAAACACAACGAUGCUGUUAAAGAGACUCCGAAAUCUACUGGUGUGAAAGGAAUUACUUCAAGCUCAAAAGGUAUCGUUGGUAAAAAUGUUAAAAAGGAAAAGUUUGAGGCUAUUAAUUAUGCACCACGAACCAAGGGCGUUUUAUGGAUGCCAUAA